Molecule: messenger RNA, 2592 nt
Organism: Monopterus albus (swamp eel)
Lineage: Eukaryota; Metazoa; Chordata; Actinopteri; Synbranchiformes; Synbranchidae
Gene: cxxc4
Product: CXXC finger 4
Exons: 3
Coding region: 674-1543 (289 amino acids)
Cellular component (GO): nucleus
Molecular function (GO): zinc ion binding; methyl-CpG binding
Source: RefSeq, a predicted model, not a curated record
AAUAUAUGUUGUGGGGGGGAAAAAGAUGGCACUGUGAAAAGACGCAGAUAUCUCCCGUAGAUAUUUUUCUCCCUGUAGGGCGCCCUGAGCCAUCCCUCCCUCCCACCUCCCGAGUGUUUCUAUAGUAAUUUCCAGCCAAUGAUCAGUAGGUGUCCACAUCCGUGCUUCCUCACCUCAGCACCAAUCAGCCACACACAGCGACAGGAGACACGGACUGAGCAGAGACCAGGCAGGCACACAAUACAGUCCCCGGAUCAAGAGGAGAGGAAACACCUAACCCCCUCUGCGAUUUACCUUCUUCUUUUCUACGACACCUUUUGGCUCAUUUGUGCACUUUCCAACCUUUUUUUCUAAUGUGAUAAGAAAGUCGAUAAAAAUGGUCCUUUUGUUUUGAGCGCCCUGAACACACACACACACACACACUCGCUCCAGCGCCCUGGGUCUGUGCGUCUUCUCGCAUCUUUGCAUUAUUUUCCCUCCACGUUUCGCUUCGCAGUGAUGUACCGUUCCACGGUCACAGGCUGGUAGCAUCUUGAGAGCCCUUCUCAACAGGAACCUGCACCAGAAGAGAUAAACCAGGAUGGUAACGCACUGUUCGUAACCAGCUUCAGCUCGACAAAGGCCACUGUAACCUCACUCUCUUCUGCUUAACACCGACAACUGUUUCUCAGCCAUGUCUAACAUAAACAAUGCACUUUGCAUUGAAAAUGGACAAAAUGCAGAUGUGUCUCUCUUACAAAAGGAUAAUCUUCAGGAUGGUGGAUUAAGUCAGCUUUUGGAUUAUAAUGCAGAAAUGGAAAGGUACAGGUCUUUUGCAAACUUUUAUAAAACCAAUGGGGCAUUUCCACAGACUGCUAAGAUUGCCCGCAUCACAACGCCCAUUUUUCCCAGUGCCAGAAUUGGCAUGUCCCCUUGGAACUGCGAUAACGCCAUGCUCUGGGGAAGGAAAUCAGCGGCAAUAAACCCUAAUAGGACCGGCAUGCAUAGAAAUGACUCCCAGAGGCCAGGGAAGCCUGGCGUGCCGCCAGAGACGCUGCAAAUGGCAAAUAAUAAUUUCCUCUCUACCUUAUCCCCUGAACACUGCAGACCUUUAGCAGGAGAAUGCAUGAACAAGCUGAAAUGCGGUGCUGCUGAAGCAGAGAUAAUGAAUCUCCCAGAACGUGUUGGAACUUUUUCCGCUAUUCCGGCUUUAGGGGGCAUCUCAUUACCUCCCGGGGUCAUCGUCAUGACAGCCCUUCACUCCCCCGCAGCCUCAGCAGCCGUUACAGACAGUGCGUUUCAAAUUGCCAAUCUGGCAGACUGCCCACAGAAUAAUUCCUCGGCAUCCAGUGGAAACCCAGCAAAGAAGAAAAGGAAAAGGUGUGGGGUCUGUGCACCCUGCAGGCGGCUAAUCAACUGUGGUGUCUGCAGCAGUUGUCGGAACCGCAAAACAGGCCACCAGAUCUGCAAAUUUAGGAAAUGCGAGGAGCUGAAGAAGAAGCCUGGCUCAUCGCUGGAGAGGACGCCGGUCAACAACGGCGAAGCUUUCCGGUGGUUCUUUUAGAAAGGUGAGCUGGGGUUGCAGAGUCCAGUGGCAGGAGGGCAGGUGGGACUCUUGACUCUCUGCCAGGAGCGCUUGAUGUGUUCACAGAGCCCAGCGCAGCCAACACAUUUGGAGAGGAUGAGAGAAGAGAAAGUGGACAAGCAAAAAGAUAAAUGAAAACCUAAUGGUGUUGUUUUAACUCUGUAAUUUCCUUUUCUGUGUAAUUAUUGUACCUUUUGACAGUAUCAUAAUGUAUAUUUUUGGUGUCUAUGAAUGUGUUUUCAGUGUUGUGGCUGUAGGUUUACAGCCAAUCCUAUGUAAAGGACUCAGACAAUCAUAUGAGCACACUGAAUCCGUCAAACAGAAGAGGCCACAACAUCGACAUAACAAUACACACUUUACUCUGGAGCAAUAACCUGUUCUGUUAGUUAUUCUUCAACCAUUCAUUUCUGUUGACUCUUCGGUUAGUUUGCCAAACUGAAUUAUCCUUUUGUUUUGUCCUUUACUUCAUCUUAAAGAUAUACUUUGAAAUGCCACGUUGGCAGUAUGAUGUAUCUCGAUAAGAGCGAUGAAGAGAACGGUGGCAGCAGAGCUUCUGUGAUGGACUUGUUGACAUGUUUCCUCAUUUGAGUGGACUUACUGCAGAACAGGGCACAUUGUCCUGUGCGGUGAGUCACUCUUCUUUAAAAUCUAAUUGGACAUCAUUUGAUUGUGGCAGCACCAGACGUUUACAGUAUGACUCAGACUGCAGUCUGGAAUUCUCAAAGAUGAUCCAAGUACAUGUUUUUAACUAAAUGUAAGUCAUAAAGCCUUUUUUUCUUCUUUGAGUUUUGAUCUCUAAAAGAUUGUUAACUGUCAAAAAGGACGUGAGAAAUGAUGAAAACAUUCAAAUGAUUAAAGUACACUACAUAUUUGACAUAUCAGAUAUUGUUCUGGAGCUAAGGUAUAAAUGGUCCUUUCUCCUGCAAAGUAACAUUAACACAUUCCAAAAACAAAAAUUAUUCUAUAAGUUACUCAUUGUCUUAAACCCUAUUGUUGCAUGUGUAAAUGUGUUUUGGUUUUAAAGAUUA